Molecule: messenger RNA, 642 nt
Organism: Colletotrichum truncatum
Lineage: Eukaryota; Fungi; Ascomycota; Sordariomycetes; Glomerellales; Glomerellaceae
Source: RefSeq, a predicted model, not a curated record
AUGGCGGGCAGACUUGUUUUCUUGGCCAGAAUGGCGCUCACGCUCACCGGGAAUAUGAAGAACAUCGUCUCUCAGGCGCCAGAUCCGCCUUGGGAUGUGGAGGACUUCCUGGAAAACGUCGAUCUAUUGAUGGGAACCCUACAGCCAAUCCCGAUCACGCCCGCUGGCUCUGAGCAGAGCAAUAUUUCUAAGUUGAAGAAAUCGUUGGCAUUGUCAUGUUACUUGUGCGACGGCUUUUGCGAAUAUUACUCCCGUCUUGUGGAGGAGAAACUCGAAGGUCGCUUUGAUUUGUUCCAAGACUGGAAAGAUGUACGCUACAUGAGCUGGUCUAUCGAGGAAUUUACGAUGGUGGUGCGCGGACUCACAACUGAGAUCAAGUCUUUUCACAAGGGUAGCAUGCAGAUCACCAAGGAAGAGAAAACCCUCAUUGAAAGUAUGCAUGGCAUGGUAAAGAAGCUUCCUUCACAGACGCCGUCAACGUCGACAUCUGAAAUUGCAAACACUACGUCUCAGCCCAGCUCCAGAGCUUUGACUUCUGGUUCCGGACAGCAAUCCGUCCUCAGUGCAGAGCCGUAUGGAGAUCCGCCACCACCCUACAGAGCGGGGAGCGCUGGCAGUCGCAGACCGCCUAAGUGGUCAUAA